UGGCUGCCUACCCUGUUCUACCCCGCCCUUUGGUCAGUAUCAAAUACUAGACUAUCUUUCACUUUCGAGUCACUGGUGACGGAGGAUGGCACCGAUUCCGAAGACCGUGAGACAGAUCAAGCUAGCCUGCCCUCUGCGGUCUGGCUGCACACUAGGAGUCGCUGCUGUCCCCAGACUCUGCCAGGAAUUCGGUCCAGAGGACUACGGCGAAGAGGACAUAGUGGAUUUUCUUCAGCGGCUUGUGGCAAGCGAUCCCCAGGGCCUGCACCGGAUCCGUGUGGAUGGGAGCAGCGGGCGGCUGCAGCUGUGGCACCAUGAUGACUUUGUGGACCAUUUCUGUGAUGAGAGAAAAACAACGGGGCAGAGUGACAGGGACACAGGGGCCAAGGGACCGGGCACCUACUGCGGUCUCCAGAAGUCCUUCCUGUGCCCUCCCCGCGGAGCCGAGCCCUGCCCGCCAAGCCCCUCUGCCUCUGCAGCCUGCCACAGUGUCUCAGACAGCCUGCUGCACAUGGCCAUGCCCCAGAAGCUCCUGGUGACCGAAGAGGAAGCCAACCGCCUGGCUGAGGAGCUGGUGGCUGAGGAGGAGCGCCUGAAACAAAAAGCAGAGAAGAGACGGCUGAAGAAGAAGCGUCAAAAGGAACGAAAGCGACAGGAGCGCUGGGAGCAGGAUAGAGGGGACCCCAAGGCCAAGGCUAGCUCAGAUGGGGACGGGAGCCCCCCGUGCAGUCCUGGGAACCCCGCUCCGACACAGGGUGGUGAGGAAGAGGACCCACUGGAUCUGUCCAGCACUUUUGUGUCUCUUGCUUUGCGCAAGGUUGGGGAUUUGCCUCCCAGUGCCCGGAGAGAAAAGGGACAGAGCCAGGAGCCCCAAGACAGGGGUCCGGAGCCCCAAGGCAGGGGCCAGGAGCCCCAAGACAGAGGUCCGGAGCCCCAAGGCAGGGGCCCAGAGCCCCAAGAUAGGGGUCCAGAGCCCCAAGGCAGGAGUCCGGAGCCCCAGGAGAAAAUGGGCCCAGAAGAAGGAAGCCCUUCAACAAAGGAGAGGCCGAGGCAGAGUCCUAAGGCGUCCCCGGGACUGCUGGCGGCUGCCUUACAGCGGAGCCAGGAACUGGCAAGUGAGAGCCUUCUUCCUCCUCACCCCACCCUCCCUGCAGUCGCCCCCGCUGAACUUUCCCACCUGCUUUCCUUCCCAGAGCUGGGUACCAGCUUUGCUCAAAAUGGUUUCUACCAUGAGGCCGUGGUCCUCUUCACCCAGGCCUUGAAACUUAACCCCCAGGACCACCGGUUAUUUGGAAAUCGCUCCUUCUGCCACGAGCGGCUUGGUCAGCCCACGUGGGCCCUGGCCGAUGCCCAGGUGGCCCUUACCCUCCGACCCGGCUGGCCCCGGGGCCUCUUCCGCCUAGGCAAGGCCUUGAUGGGAUUGCAGCGCUUCGGGGAAGCAGCGGCUGUGUUCCAGGAGACUCUGCGGGGUGGGUCCCAGCCUGACGCCGCCCGGGAGCUCCACUCCUGCCUUCUUCAGCUCGCUCUGGAUCAGCAAGGAGGGAUCCGUGUGCCAGCUUUGUCCACGGGGGUCUCCCAGCCAUCUCCUGUCCCUGAGCCAAGAGCCUCAGGCCUGCUGACCCUCAGUCACCCUCGAAGCACGGUUCCAAGAGCCCCAAGCCUUUUGUCUCCACCCUUGCAUUAUCCCCCAUGUCACUUGAGCCACCCCAACUGGUCCCUCCCACAGGCUCAGAGUAGAAGACCCCAUCCAGUCCACCUCCAGGAUCCCUCGAAAGGCUGGGACAUCCUGGGACUUGUGUCCCAGUAUCUACCUCAGACCAGAUGAGGGAGGACCUGUCUCUCCUAGGGUUAGGCCGCAUGUAAUCCCACAAGGGGACAUGUAUGUACAUCCCGUAAGUGUCCCCACGUAGGGACACUAGUGACACCACUGCGUAUUUGGAGACCUCGUACUCUAAAUCCAUAGUUAAGGACAUUCCUGGCCAUCAUCCCCCUUGCCUCUGAGAACCUUCCAGUGAGAGAACGGAGUGACGUGUCCACUGAGAUCUUUUCUCUGGUUCUCAAGCAGAUGGCUUCUUCUGGGGCCAGCAAGGACAAAUAAAACCUGUCAAGGCUCAGGAAGGGAACUAAACAUACACCGUCUGUCCAGGUGACAGGCUGCAGCAGGGUCAGCAGGACAGCGAUGGGGUCUUGCUCUUCUCCUCGGCCCUGGGGGCUCCCUCACCACCCUGCACUCUGUGCUCAGGAAUGGGGCCACUGUGCCGAAGGAGGCUGGAGGCCCUGCCCUGGGCUGGAUGGAGGCUGGCCUCUUCCUAGCCCUCGUUCCCGCCCUGCUUUCUCUAGCCUGGGCCCCAGUGUGCUCCCAGCCCCUUGUGCCCUCCUCCUGUCCACAUUGCCGUGCCCACUCGGACCACUCCUUUGCUCUCCUCUCCCACUGCUAGAAGAUUCUGCAGGCUUUGUAUUUUGUAUUGGGAAGGUCUCCCUCCGACUCUGCAGCCUUAUCUGCUUCACGAAGGCUGUC
Tupaia belangeri chinensis (Chinese tree shrew) is the source of this 2518-nucleotide messenger RNA. It is a transcript of the gene TTC31, whose product is annotated as tetratricopeptide repeat domain 31. Gene Ontology annotation, molecular function: protein binding. The record is from RefSeq and is a predicted model, not a curated record. Bases 86 to 1825 code for a protein of 579 amino acids. The transcript is spliced from 12 exons. Lineage: Eukaryota; Metazoa; Chordata; Mammalia; Scandentia; Tupaiidae.